AUGACAAGCAACCAACAAACGUCAGAUGAUACAACAAAUUUAACGCUUGAUUUGUCUUCCACUAUUCAUCAACCACGAUAUAUUCAAACAACUACGCAAUUACAUGAAGUUCAACAGAAUUCUCAUGAUUUUCAAUUAGGACAACAUGCUUUAUUUGAAGAAUGUACAUCAUUUAAUAAUCAAUCUGAUCAGCGUACUAAACAAAAACAAGCAAUAGAUAUCGCAUCUAAGGUGUUAUUAGACGAGCAUCAACGAAUAAUCGAGAAAAAAGACAAUGAAUUAAAACAUCUUCGUGAAACUACUAAUGUUGUUUUACUCAAUAAUACAAGAACUAAUUCUCUUCAUAAUGAUCGACCUGAUGGCGAUGCAUCGAUCAACCAUCAAACAAUACUAAAUGCAUUAACAGAUGAAAAUACACAUUUAAAGAAUGAAGUAUUGAACUUAAAAAUUAGCCUCGAGUCGAAAGAAAUAAUUGAAAAAGAAUAUCUCCAACAAAUACAUAGAUUACAAUUACAUAUUACAGAACUUGAAGAUUGGAAUGAAGAUUUUCAAAAAAAAGAAUCAUCGACAACAAGCGAAAUUAAAAACCAGGAGCAUUCUGAUUUACAAUCAAGCAUUGAUUUAUUAAAAUCACGUAAUAGGCAAUUAGAAAAUGACUUACACCGUUUACAAUCACAACAACAGCAUAAUCAAGUAGCUUUAGAACGUCUUGAUGAAUAUGAAGAAACCAUCGCUCAAUUGCACGAAGAACUGAAUCAAUUACGUUCCAAUAAAAAAAAACAGCAAAUUUCUUGCAUUACAUUAAUCCUUUUUCUUUUACCAAUACUUUAUGUUUUAGUCGGUGAUAUCAAUAUCGACAACAUGAGUCAACUUCUUAUUGAAGAACGGAAACGAUACGAUACAAUAUGUGAACUUGUUGAGGAAACACGUUUAGAAUUGCAAAAUGAAAAAAAUCAAUCGAAAAAGAAAAUUUUACAGAUUGAAAUUGAUUUAAGCGAAAAAUUUGAACAAGAAAAUAUAAAUUUUCCAAAACAGCUCGAAAUCGAAAGAAAUGAACGAGAAAAUCUUCAAAAACAGAUAAACAACCUUCAACAAUUAAAAAAUGAUGAAGAAGAAGAAAAUCGUUUGAAAGAAAUGUAUGUUCGAGAAAUGUUUGAGAAACAAAUUAUUGAACUUAAUGAACAAAUACAAUUAUUAGAAAGUGAUAAAAGUGAACUUAAUUAUCAAAUUGAUGAACUUCGACAACAGCUACAAUCAAAAGAUAGACUAAUUCAAAAUUUUCAAAAUUUUGCUAUGACAUCUGGUGCACCAUCUAUAAAUAAUGCCUCAUCACACACUCAAGGUCUUUCUCCGUUAUCUCAAACAUCGUCUGAUCGUUUACUUGAACUUGAAAAUCAAAUGCAUCAAAAAGAAAAACAAUUUAUUCAAAUACAUUCUAUUUACAAUCAAUUUCUAACUCUUUUACCUUGUGAAUUUUCUUCUUCAAAUGAUACGCAUCUAUCCUUGGACAAUCGAUUUGUCAAUCUCUUCGAACAAUUCUCAACUUAUAUUGGUACCUUUUCUAUAAUACAAGAAGAAUCAGAUUCUCUAAAACAAAUUCUUAUCGAACGACAAGAUGAACUUGAAAAACUACGAACACAUUUAGAAUUAACAGCAGAUAAAUUAACACAAUUACAAGAAGAACGAUCGCUAAUGCAUAAAAAUGAAUCCCUUGACAGUGAUGAAGAUGAAUUAGAGGAAAUUCUUGGAUUUCAACAACGUGCACCAUCAAGACAAUCACUUUUAUCAAUUACCCCAGGCGAAAAACAACAAUUAAUUUCACAAAAUGAACUUCUUUCAUCGUUGUUAACUGAAAAAGAACAAGAAUUAGUAUUAUUACAACAAGCAGCAAAAUCACAUGAAGACUUGUUAAAAAAUUUAGAAUCAUUGCAAAGAAAUUUACAACAAAUGGAAUGUGAUAAAGAUAAUAAACAAAGUGAACUAAAUGACAUAAGACAUAUACUAGAUGAAAAGUUAAGAGAAAAUUCUUCAUUGAAAAAAGAAAAAAUGUUUUUCAUUGAAAAACUCGCUGAAUUUGAACGUGAACGACAAGAACAACAAUCGAUUAUUCAAAUGUCAUCUAAACACUCAUCACAAGGCAAAGUAAUCCAAGAAGACAAUAUCGAAAAAUCUAUAACUCAAGAACGACCUGAAAAUCUUCUCUCGAAUAACGAUCAAUUAUCAGAAAUAUCUAAAAACCAAGAAGAUGAAUCUCUAUCAUACUAUAAUGAAUAUACCCGUAUUCUUAUUCUCUAUAACGAACUUGUUACAAAAUAUAAUCAACUUGAAAUCGAUUAUAAAUCGAUUCAGCCGUUACUUCAGCAGAAGAAUGAAGCAUAUUUACAAUGUCAAAAUGAAUUAAAUACGUAUCGAAACUUAUUAUAUCAUCAAAAGAAAAAAUCUGAUGAUAUCGAUCAAUUGCGUUCAACAUUAAAUGAACGUGAAAUAAAAAUACAAGAAAUACUUAGUAGUGAAAAUCAGUUACAAAUUAAAAAAUCUGAAUUAGAAUCUAAUUUGAAAUUAUUAGAAGAAAAUAAUAUCAAAUUGAAAUCAAAUCAACAAUUAUUCGAUCAAAUACAAUUAGAUUUAAAGCGUGUUACACAUGAACGAGAUCUAGCUGUUGUAGAUAAAAAACAAACGGAAAAUGAAAUUGAAAUCAAUAGAAAAAAUCUUUUACAAUAUGAAGAACGUGAAUUAAAAUUAACGAACGAAGUCGAACGUUUAUUUAAAAUCGAAAAAUCAUUAAGAAAUCAACUUGAACAAUUAGAAAAGUCAGAUCAAGAAAAAACUAAAAUUAUUCAUCAAUUCGCUUCGAAUGAUGAACAAUCUCAGCAGGAGUUGUUAACAAACUUUCAAAGUUUGAAAUGUGAACAUGAAAAGAUUAAAGAAUCUAAUACAAAUCUAAAUAUUCGAUUACAAGAACAAAUCCAAUGUACACAAGAUUUACAAAAUAGUCUAGAGCAAUUUCAACAAGAUCGUGAACAAAAUGUUAAUGAACAUCUAUUUCAAUAUCAAGAUUCUCUCCGUGAACAAAUAUCAAUAUCAGCUCGUUUGACUAAUGAAAAUAAUGAGCUUCAACAACGUUUAGAAGACGCUAAUGAAGUGUUAUCGUCAAUGAAUCGUUCAAAUGAUGAAAUUAAAGCAAAGGAAAUAUUAAUUAACAAACUUCAAAUUGAAAUCGAUCAUAAAGAUAAACAAAUUUUAGAAUAUAGUAAAAUUUUUGAAACAACCAAUGAUACACGUGUGGAAAAGCAACUUGUUAAAAACAUUCUUUUAUCUUAUUUUCAUACGCCGAUCGAUAAACAACAACAAGUUAUUCCAAUUUUAAGCGCGUUAGUUGGAUUUACACAGGAAGAAUAUCAAAAAGUUAUUCAUUCUAUAUCAAAUAACUAUAAUAAUACUACAAGCAAUAAUUGGUUAACUGGCUGGCUUAGUGCAAAUUCAUCCAAACCCAAGACACAAUCGAACAAUUCAUUGGACCAGUCAAAUAAAUCAUUUGCUGAAUUAUUAAUACAAUAUGUUGAACAACAGUCAUUGGAUGCUUUUUCAGAAACACUAUCAAAUUCUAAUACUCAUGAAUGUAACAUUCAUCAAAAUCCUCCAAAUUCAUCUUUAUCUACAUCUGAUAAAUCUACGUAUGUUUCUACUGAUCAACAACUAACUACAACCAUCUCAACAGUAUCAAUCGUUGAAGACGAUAUAAAUAUUGAUAAUCCACCAUCGCUUCCAAAAUCAUCAAUACUUGUUGAUGAUCUUUUAAAAAUUUGA
This is a messenger RNA of Rotaria socialis, 3807 nucleotides long. The record is from the annotation of a GenBank genome assembly. Lineage: Eukaryota; Metazoa; Rotifera; Eurotatoria; Philodinida; Philodinidae.